UAUCUAUAAAUUUUUAGUAUAAAAUACAAUUGAUGAUUCAACUUAGCUAUCAUAUCAUUAGUGAGUUUCAAAUAGUGAACAUUCAAUAACAAGUGCAAAAAUAUUUUUCAAUUUGUGUCUCUUUACUUCUAAACCAAAAUGAAAUUCUUAAUAAUUUUAUCAGUAUGCGCUGCCGUUGCAAUGGCUCAAAAAUCCCCGUAUUCAUUUAGUUCGGGUACUCAAAUUCAAUUAGCAUCACGAUUUCAAACAGAAGAAGAUCGUCUAGCUGCACAAAAUGGUAUAGAUUUAGGUAAUCGUUUUGGUGAAUCAUCUUCUACAGCAGUACCACUUCCCGUUGAUGCAAAUGGUGAUUAUGCUUUAAUUAAAGAAAUUGAAACGUGGCCACGUGAAAAACAACCAUUCUGGUAUUUAAACUGGAAACAAAUUGAAGCUGCACGUGGUCGCCCACCUACUUCAACGCAAACACCUACUCAAGCAUCAUCAACUCAACAACCAAUUGUACAACAACAACCUCAACAAUCAACUCAACAACCAGCUGCUCAACAAUCAGUCGUACAACAACAACCUCAAUCAACAACUGUUGGUACAGCAAGAAGGUCGGCAUCAAGUAAUCGUCGUUUCGUGCGUUUUUAAGUGACGAUCUUUUAAAAAUUGAGUUGAUUUCACUUAUAACCUACUAUGGUUUAUUUUGAAAUUUUUUAUUUGUGAUAUUUACAUUUUUAUUUAC
This is a messenger RNA of Chrysoperla carnea, 727 nucleotides long. RefSeq lists its product as uncharacterized. NCBI's taxonomy places the organism in Eukaryota, Metazoa, Arthropoda, Insecta, Neuroptera, Chrysopidae. The record is from RefSeq and is a predicted model, not a curated record. The coding region runs from base 139 to 633 and encodes 164 amino acids. The transcript has 2 exons.